AUGGCGAGCAACAAGUCAUCACUGCCGCUGAUGGCGCUAGCCAUGGCAGCGCUAUUCGUCGUCGGGUCACACGCCGGCAGCAUCUCCAUCUACUGGGGCCAGAACGAGGGCGAAGGCUCGCUUGCCGACACCUGCGCGACGGGCAACUACAAGUUCGUCAAUAUCGCCUUCCUGGCGGCGUUCGGCAACGGGCAGCCGCCGGUGUUCAACCUGGCGGGGCACUGCGACCCGACCAACGGCGGGUGCGCGAGCCAGAGCGCCGACAUCAAGUCGUGCCAGAGCCGCGGCGUCAAGGUGAUGCUCUCCAUCGGCGGCGGCGCCGGCAGCUACUACCUCAACUCCUCCGCCGACGCCCGGAACGUGGCCACGUACCUGUGGGACGCCUUCCUCGGCGGCCGGUCGUCCUCCACCCCGCGCCCGCUCGGCGACGCCGUCCUCGACGGCGUCGACUUCGACAUCGAGGGCGGCACGCCCCUGCACUGGGACGACCUCGCCAGGUACCUGAAAGGGUACAGCAGCAGCUCCGGCAGGAAGGUGUAUCUGACGGCGGCGCCGCAGUGCCCGUUCCCGGACGCCUGGGUCGGCGGCGCCCUCGCCACCGGGCUGUUCGACUACGUCUGGGUGCAGUUCUACAACAACCCGCCAUGCCAGUACAGCUCAGGCAGCACCACUGACCUUGCUGAUGCAUGGAAGCAGUGGCUCACGAUCCCGGCGAAGCGGAUCUUCCUCGGCCUCCCGGCAUCGCCUCAGGCGGCCGGCAGCGGGUUUAUUCCGGCCGAUGUUCUCAAGUCGCAGGUGCUUCCGUUGAUCAAGAGCUCCGGGAAGUAUGGAGGGAUCAUGCUGUGGUCCAAGUACUAUGAUGACCAGGAUGACUACAGCUCUUCGGUUAAGAGCGAUGUUUAG
Sorghum bicolor (sorghum) is the source of this 903-nucleotide messenger RNA. RefSeq names its product acidic endochitinase. Lineage: Eukaryota; Viridiplantae; Streptophyta; Magnoliopsida; Poales; Poaceae. Gene Ontology annotation, molecular function: chitinase activity. The record is from RefSeq and is a predicted model, not a curated record. Gene Ontology annotation, cellular component: extracellular region. The transcript has a single exon. The coding region runs from base 1 to 903 and encodes 300 amino acids. Gene Ontology annotation, biological process: carbohydrate metabolic process.